Medioppia subpectinata is the source of this 1419-nucleotide messenger RNA. NCBI's taxonomy places the organism in Eukaryota, Metazoa, Arthropoda, Arachnida, Sarcoptiformes, Oppiidae. The record is from the annotation of a GenBank genome assembly.
CCAAAUUCGCGAAUCGCUCGUCAAUUGUCAGUGGAAUCUGUGUCGAGUGUGUCGAGCGGUGCGGACGGCCCUACAUCUCAAUCAAAGCUAAAGAAGAAACCAAAAACAGCCAAAAUAUUGAAUAAUACGGGUUCGGGUUCGUGGCUCAGGAGCUCUUUCUCCAAAGCGUUUAAAAAGAAUAAGUCAUUUGUGAAACGAGACGCUCUCUCAGACGUCGAGGGAAUGGGCAACGGAUCUGAAGGCGAAUCCAAUUCUGUUCCUUCCUCUCCACUCAUGUCUUUACGUCCCUUCCAUUCAGAACUUAACUCUGAUAACAAUGAUCUCAACGAUUCAGACGACGUUCAGGUCCUGAAGAGACAACUCAGAGAGAAAGAGAUGGUUAUUACAGAUCUGAGACUCGAAGGGUUGACUUCUGCUCAUCAAUUGGAGAAUCUGAAGGAAAAAGUGAAUCAUUUGAGGGCAGAAAUGUUGAAUCUUAAACAAGACAACGAACGGCUCAAUCGCUUAAUCACCUCUAAAUCAUUAGCUUCUUCUCAAAGUUCAAUGGCUUCUUGUUGUGUCCAAAAUUCUCACUCAACCAACGGAUCCACAAAAUGCCGACAAAAGGGAAGUAUAGGUGAAAACAAUGGAAAUAGUUUAGAGAGUCUUGAGAUGGAAGGGAACUCUAAUUCCCUUCUCUCUGAGGGAGGAAAACUAGUAUCAAUCGGUUCCGGCACUCAUGUCAUUGCAUCACUUGUUGUGACGCCCAAAACAAAUUGGGAUCAAUUGGAUCUAAUGAUCAAAAAGUUAUUUAAAGAGCAUAUCAGUCGAAUUGAUUCCGAAUGUGGAUUAGGUUUAACAUUGGAUGCAUUGGCCUGUUAUCAGGUCGGGGCUGAGAAAAUACAGCGAAUUAUUGUGGUUAACAAACCCUCACCAACACUGCCAUCGCUGACAUCAAACCCAGAACUUCUUCCGUUUGGAUAUCUGGUGAAUGAAAGUCAUAUUUGUCUUCAGUUUAAGACUGCAUCCGAUUCUUUAGUGUUUGACACUUUGACACCGAAACCAAUUAUUCAGAGAUUUGUAGGCCUUUUGAACGAAGACAGGCGUAUCAUUCUUUGCGGUCCCAGCGGUACAGGAAAGACAUAUUUAGCCCACAAAUUGGCUGAAUAUCUGGCGGUUCGACGAGCGGCCGAGAAUAGGAGUGCCGACACGUCUACUGAAGGCACUCCCGUCGGAUCGAUCGCCACAUUCAGUGUCGAUCACAAAUCGGCCAAAGAGUUGAGAGCUUAUCUGUCAAACGUUGCCGAACAGUGCGAAUCCGAAGCCUUAUCAUUGCAUUUGCCAACAGUUAUCAUAUUAGAUAACUUGCAUCACGUCUCAGAUAUAUCUGAAUCCAUUCAUUAUUGGGACUAUGAAUCAGACGACUUGUUCGACAACUAG